GGUCCGGAACCACCGUUGAGAAGGAAGGUAGACCUAACCAAGCGAGGAGGGAAGGGGAGGGGGAAUGAAGGACGGUUGUGAGGGAUCAAGUCAGGCAGCGGCAAAGGGAGGUAUGAAGGGGAACUGUUUGAUACUACGUCGAGUUUCCGGGGAGGACUUUCUGAGGGGAGGACCUGUCUAUGCUGCAAGUCGAACUGAAAGUCGCGCAAGAGGAGGCUGUUUAAGAAGCUUUCAGUGUUCAUGAGGCUCUAAAGGGAGAAUACUGUUACAGCCGACUUGAUGAACUCAUCACUUGUUGCUUACGAAGAUUCAGACUCUGAGACAGAGGAUGGAAAGUCUGAAGAUGUUAUUAGUAGUGGAAUGAAUCUUACAAAUUCUGCUAUGAGUGUUGUUCAGCCUUGUGGUGAGUUAGACACAAUUUCGGAGAGAAAAUUCCAACCUGUGGAAUACAUGGGUAGUUCGAGAAAUAACAUCUUUCAUGGAGAUACACUUCUGCAGCACCUACAGACUAAUAAAAUGUCUACGGCAGUCACUCAUCCUAAGAAAUUAUACCCUGCUACACUGAAAAUCACAAGCCCUUUGCCAAAACCUAAAAUACUUUCUGGAAAUGAGAGUUGCUUGCAGAAGAGGGCCUGUGAUCACAGCGAUGUUACCAUACAAGGGCUGAGACCAUAUAUUCCUAAAAGACUGCGACAGGAAAAAACCCCACUUUUUUGUGAAGCUGAAGACAGUGGAGGGAGCGCAAGUUGUGCAUCCAAGCUUGAUACACCCAGAGAAGAGAUGACCAUUAAUAUUUCCCAGUAUAUUAUGCCAUACGUAGGAUCCAAGUAUGGGAUAACUGAAAUUCCUAGGAACCUUAUAUUUAACAUGACUGAUCACAGUGGUCCAGUUAAUGCAGUCCGAUGGUGUCCUGUGCAGAGGUGGAGCCAUAUGUUGCUGUCGGCAUCUAUGGAUAAAACUGUCAAGGUUUGGGAUGCUGUGGAUCGAGGCUGUUGCUUAAAAACAUACUCUUGCCACACCUGUGCUGUUCGUGCAGUCCAAUGGUCCCCCUGUGGAAGAAGUGUUCUCAGUGGAGGGUUCGAUUCUAUGCUUCACUUAACAGAUAUUGAAACAGGAGCACAGACUUUUAGCAGUAGGAGUGAAUUUCGAAUCAGCACCCUGAAGUUUCUCCCUCUUGAUCCAAAUGUUUUUAUUUGUGGAGGAUUUAGUCCAGAAGUGAAGGCCUGGGAUAUAAGAUCUUCCAAGGUAAUAAAAGUUUACAGAGCUGCAGUACAGCAAACCUUGGAUAUCAUGUUCCUCCCUGAGGGAAAAGAAUUUCUUACCAGCACCGAUGCCGUAAGCCAGGAUUCAGCUGACCGUACCAUCAUUGCAUGGGACUUCCACACAGCUGCUAAGAUCUCCAAUCAAAUUUUCCACGAGCGCUACACCUGUCCCAGUCUUGCACCUCAUCCUAAGGAGCCUGUCUUUGUUGCUCAGACAAAUGGCAACUACAUGGCCUUGUUUUCCAGCCUGCGACCCUACAGAAUCAACAAGAAGAAGAGAUAUGAAGGGCAUAAGGUUGAAGGAUUUGCAGUAGGCUGUGAGUUUUCUCCCGAUGGAAUGCUUCUUGUGACGGGGAGUUCAGAGGGCAAAGUGUUUUUCUAUAACUAUCGCACUGCUCGGAUCAUUCGCACGCUAUCUGCGCAUAGUCAGGCCUGUGUGAGUGCAACUUUGCAUCCAGUGCUUCCAUCGCUCCUUGCUACAUGUGACUGGGAUGGAGCAAUCAAGAUCUGGCAAUAGUAAUGAUUUUUAAAAGCAUUCUCUCUACAUACAGUCUGGCCAACCUGCUGACUUUCCAGCUCUCUAACUGUAUUUUUUCUCUCUCUUAAUUUUUAUUUCUUAAAGACUUAUGUUUUGGGGGUUGUUUUUCAAUUUAUUGUAGUGUGUGUGUGUAGGGGAAGAGGGUUUUCCUUUAGUGGCCUCACCAUACAGGUGCCUAACUUGCUUGGCUCCUUUUUCUCCAUAUUUUGCCGCUGGAAUUAUGACACUCUGGGCUUCCUGAUGCUUACAGAGCUGUGACUUCCCUGCAGAAAACCCCUAAAUAUGUGCCUGUGCCUAGUUUUCUCCCAGUUGCUGAUGCAGGCAAUUGGGGGAAGAAGCUUCCAAAAGGAAUGAUUGACUUGCCUGCAGUCCCAAGUCUAGCUGCUAUGACUUACUCACUAUGGAAUUAUUUAUUUAUUUAUUUAUUUAAAUAUUUCUAUCCCUCCCUUCUACCUUGCAGUUACAAUACCUUGCAGGGCAGCUACAAUAAAAAUGCACACAUAUAGAAUAAAAUACACAAUAAAAAUACAAACAUUACAGUAAAUUAAAAUGCACAGAAUAUAAUUAAAAUACAUAAAAUGCAUUAUGCAUACACAUACACACAUAUGCAAACAUACAUAAGUGUAUAUAUGUGCAUACACAUAUGGGGGAGUGAGAAUAAAAACUUAAAAGAUAAAAAUAAAAGAUAAAAAACUUAAAACAGUGUCAGGCUGACCCGUCAGUCCCAACCAAAGGCUCUCCAGAACAAAAUAGUUUUUACAAGUUUCCGGAAGACCAUCAGGGAGGGAGCAAAGCAGGCUUCUUGGGGCAGGGAAUUCCAAUUUGUGGGAGCCACAAUUGAAAAGGCUCUCCCGCGUGCCUGUCAUCUAACUUCUUUCAUUCCAGGCACGCAGAGGAGACCAGAGGCAGAUGAUCUUAAAUCUAGGGUAGGAACGUAUGGACGUAUGUGGUCCCUUAGGUACACUGGUCCAAGGCCAUUCAGGGCUUUAAAGGUCAAAAUCAGCACAAGACCUACGACUAGAAGUGAUUCAAAGGGCCUCAGUGUCAAAGUUAGGUUCUGCUGGGAGCAUAAAAAUCUGACCCACUUUAAGCUUGGUUAAAUCCACACUUUAGCUUUUCAACCUGUUAAUCCUUUGGCCUCCCAGAAAAACUAGAGGUAAAACUUCUUCUUCCUCUUACCUAAGGUCACAUCCACACCGUAUAUUUAAAGCACUCUUAUACCACCUUAAAUGUCAUGACUUCCCACAAAGAAUCCUGGCAACUGUAGUUUAAGGGUGCUGAGGAUUAUUAGGAGAACCCUCACAGAGUUGCAAUUCCCAGCACCUUUAACAAACUACAGUACCCAGGAGUCUUUGGGGGAACUCAUGGUUUUUAAAGUGGUAUACAAGUGCUUUAAAGGUAUGGUGUGGAUGUGACCUUAAUCUGCACUUUAGCUCCUUUCUCUUUAAAACUAUAGUAGCUUGUAGCCCUUUACCACUACAUGACUGCUACUGCAAGAAUUUCCAUCUGGUUUGAGUCUUUGACUGAGUCAUGCUAAUGGGCUUAAAGCACCAUCAUGGAAGCCAUCGUGGAGACUUUUCAGGCACAUGUGACUGUCAUCAGGAUCUGAUAUUGUGGGGAUGUGUACUUACAAACUGUAGUUGGAGCAGAAAAGCGUGAAUGAUUUGGAUGCAAGUCACUUUCUUAUUAGUGGAAGUUCCUUUUGAGGAACUGCAUUUUCAGACUGUACCUUUGAUAUAAGACAGGAAUUGUCAUAUCAGAGCUGGAAAGAGUGGGUUGAAUCCAACCAACCCCACUGAAAUUAAUGGACCUAGGUUCGCCAUGUCUAUUAAUUUCAGUGGGUCUACUCUAAGUAAGACAAAUGUUGGCUACAACCCAAGUAUAAUUUAGAUGUCCCUAUUUCCAUGCAGCCAAAGUCCCAUAUUGGAUAGACUUCUUACCCUAAAAUGCAUAGCACUUUUAUUAAGACAUGAGAACUGGCACCUCAUUUUUCACCAAAAAAAGGACUUGUGUUUACUGUUACCUUUUUUUAAUAAUGGCAAUAGAGACAUGUAUAUCCCCUCUCAAGGUGUAUUCCUAACUGUCUUCUGAUAUAGCAGUAGUAGUUUUACUCCUUAGUAAUCUUUGCAGUUAACUACAUCUAGGUAGCUGCAGACACACUGAAGGUGCAGCACAGACAGUACAGAAGAGAAUCACUUUGUGAUAGUACUUCAUUUAGUACUGCUGUUUCAGAGAGCAGGUAUAGAUAUACUCUUCACAAUGCUAAUUGCUGUAGAGCAGGAGUGGGGAACCUUUGUCCCUCCAGCUGUGGCUGAACUACAGCUCCCAUCAGCCCCAGGAAGAAUAGCCAAUGGCUUGGGAUGAUGGAAGUUGUAGUUCAGCAAUAUCAGGAGGCCCCACACAUUCUGUAGAGUGUCUUGAGGCAACAUUAUCCUCAAGGAAAGGGAACCUAUGGCCCUUCAGUUGUUGUUGUUGGAGUACAACUCCCAUAAUCUCUGGCCAUUGGCCAGAUUUGCUGGGGCUGAUGUUGGAGUUCGAUAACAUCUGGAAGGACACAGAUUCUUGACAGAUACUAAGAGCCACCAAUCAAGUGAUGCUGAUUUUGUUUGACAUUACAUUUGGGGAGGCUCAAUCUUCUGAUUUUAAAUGCUCUUGAAUUAGGAAGGCAUUUUCUGAUGAAGUUUGAUUACUAUUAUGUGGGAAUAUAUGAUACUAUAUUCAUAAACUUCAUAUUGCAAAAUCUGUAAGAGCAUAAAAGUUGGCAGGUUUUUCUUUUAAUUUAUGUUUUAAAUGUUUUACAGUUUUUUGUGUCUCUGUCCUAUUGCAUUUUUAGUGUUAUAGGAAGUGGCAAGGUUUAUCUUGUUUUUGAGGUUCAAAAAGUGAAAACUUUCAACUUAAAAACAGUUCUGUCAAUGCUUACUGUGGACAGAACUAGCAAUGAUGUGCCGUAGAUGGCGUACAAGAACUCAACCAUUUGUACCACAUACUUCUUAUGCUAGACAAAAUGAGCUUGUAUACAUUUAUUCUGUGUAAAUAAGAGUGUAUAGUUUUAUAUUGCACUGAAAUAAAAGUUGUUAAAAUGUGUAUGUUAAAAUGUACAAAGGAACCCAAUGAAAAUGUUACGGAUGGAUGGAUGGAUGGAUAAAAUACAAAGUAGAUAAGCUAGGUAAACACUUGCUUCCUUGCUCAUGCCCUCUGUAAAUGUGCUUAUAAAGUAUUCUUUGC
Rhineura floridana is the source of this 5025-nucleotide messenger RNA. It is a transcript of the gene WDR25, whose product is annotated as WD repeat domain 25. Bases 280 to 1779 code for a protein of 499 amino acids. Lineage: Eukaryota; Metazoa; Chordata; Lepidosauria; Squamata; Rhineuridae. The record is from RefSeq and is a predicted model, not a curated record. The transcript is spliced from 7 exons. Gene Ontology annotation, molecular function: protein binding.